GUGAAAAGCGAUUUGAGCACAGACUUGCUUUCAAAUGCCUGCUCUGGAGCUCAGUGUCUUGCUGCUGAUGGUGGUUGCCCCUUUCCAGCCAGUUCAAGGUGACGAUCUCCAGCUGCCUCGUAACGUUACCUUUGUGUCAAAGGAUUACAGUCUGUUCAUGAAGUGGUUGCCAUCCAACGGUCCCCACCCAGGAGUGUCCUAUACUGUCCUUUGGGCGUGAGCAUUGAAGGAGGGGGAAAUUGGCUUUGGGGGCUGGGGCUCCAUUGGGAACACUGAGUCCAAGUUGUGGGCACUCCCCCAGAUGGAGCCAUGUUGCAGCGCCCACCCAUCUCGGAGGCACCGGGUCAGGGAGGCUGAGGUAGCACGUACCUCUGUAUGGGAGGGGAGAUUGGCUGGAUUCACCCGCACAUUGCUGAACCAUAAUGAGCCAUGUUGGAUGCUGACUUGGGAUCCUGGGUGAACCAAAGAAUGGUGAUUUGCCAAUCGUGGUUAUAGCUUAAUGUGUGGCAUGAACUCAGAGAAUUGUGGUAUCAUCAGCAAACUGUUGUUAGGCAAAUCAUGGCUUAAUGUACCACCUGUCUUGGAUAUUUCUUUAAAUUAAGUCAAUCCCAAAUGCAGUUCCCCAUCUCUGGUAAGCCUCAUAGCACAGCCCCCACCCCCACUUUCUUUAGUAAGAAUCUCUCUCUCUCUCUCUCUCUCUCUCAAAACUUUAUACAUGCCUACCAAGCCCCUGUUUCCUUCUUUCUGCUGUUUGAACACAACUAAAAGGGAAUUCUUUACGGGGCAUAAUGGUGCGUGGGAAUGACCUUGGGAGGCAGGAAGAAGAGCCGCAGUCUAGACAAAAGUCUGAUGAAUGAAAUUUGAGUCCAAAGGAAGGGAAGGGGUGGAGAAAGACCCCCUCCCUAGUUUUCAGGAAAGUAAAAGUGAGGGACGGGAGGGAUAUUUGCAAAAUUGAUGUCAGCCCUUCGAGGUAGUCCUCUCAGCCUCCUAGGUAGACCAGACAGGAAACACAACCAGAUGAUCUAAUCCUACUUUAUGGUAAGAGUAAAUUAACAGAAUCUUGCAAGUCUGAAAAUACAAAUAUCCCACUGUCUCUUUUUACGGCUGGAUAAGUUAGGGCAGAUGUUUUCUGAGUUUCUUUCUCUUCCUGUUAUGCAGCUGUGGGCUAUGUCCUCUCUUAUCUGAUGGUUCCCUAGGCGGCAUCUCUUACCCUCAUCCCUCAGGGUCAUUCCCACGUACCAUUACUAGUCCAGACAAGAAACCAAUGUCAUGAGUACUAACAAUACCUUUAUUGUAAGGUUACAGUAACAGAAUCUUGCAAGUCUGGAAGUACCCCUCCCGUCCUGCACUUUUAGUCUCUCAAAAACUAGGGAGGGUCCCUUCUGAGACGCUUUCUCCACCCCCACCCCUCCUUUGGACUCAAAUUUUAUUUAUCAGACCGUUGUCUAGGCUGCGGUUCUUCCUCCCUGUCCCAGGGUCAUUCCCACAUACCAUUGCACGGGGGCAGAGGGUGUGCAAAGAGUGGGUCAAAAAAGUCAAGUGGGCGGCCACAAGCAUGUUGUGACGCAUGUAAAAAAAGGGCGGGGCUUUGAUUGCAUGGCUGUGGCCACCCUCUUGACUUUUUGACCCACUCAUGGACACCCCUAGUGGGAGGCAUUUCAGCCCCACCCUCCACCACCCUGCAGGGUUCAAUGGGGAAGACAGAAAUCACAACAUCUCGGGUGAAUGCAAAGCUUAGUACAUCCUUCUGGUUUCUUCUGCAGGGACCCUUUUGAUGUUCGGUGGGAGGAAGUGCAGCAUUGCAGAAACAUCACUGAAGCCAUCUGCGAUAUUACCUGUGUGUUUCAAGAACCCAGCAACAGAUACUUGGUCAGGGUGGAAGCUCAAACCAGAACCAGGGCUGGAUUCAUCUCCUCGGCACCUGAAACCAUAGAUUACAAACUUCAUGUGGAACUUGCUCCUCCAGUUCUCAGAGUAAAAUAUACCAGAAAUAUCCUUGGCAUAAACAUUUCUUUCACCUACCCAUCUUGGAUGAAGGACAGCUUUCAGGGUCUGAGAUAUGAUUUGGAGAUUUGGAGAGUUGGAUCUGAGACAAAGAAUGAAUAUAAGGACAAGGACGAGCCUUCAAUGGACAUCAACACAACAGAAUGGCCCCAUGGCCAGUACUGCCUCCAUGCCCAAACAUCCUUCUGUGUUGAUAAGGACAAGAAACAGAGCAAUUUCUCGGAGCCACUUUGCCUGUGGUUGCAUGGAGAAGGUACAGGAGUCAAAGAUCUAGAGCUUGAUUUCCCCAGUGGCCUGGACUCAACACAGGCCGAUCCUUGCAUAGGAUUGCAAACUUCCAGUUCUAUGCACCCAUGGUCAGUGCAAUCCCAUUAA
This is a messenger RNA of Candoia aspera, 2379 nucleotides long. RefSeq names its product interferon lambda receptor 1-like. The transcript is spliced from 4 exons. The coding region runs from base 1726 to 2379 and encodes 217 amino acids. NCBI's taxonomy places the organism in Eukaryota, Metazoa, Chordata, Lepidosauria, Squamata, Candoiidae. Gene Ontology annotation, cellular component: plasma membrane. The record is from RefSeq and is a predicted model, not a curated record. Gene Ontology annotation, biological process: cytokine-mediated signaling pathway. Gene Ontology annotation, molecular function: protein binding; cytokine receptor activity.